This is a messenger RNA of Sporothrix schenckii 1099-18, 330 nucleotides long. RefSeq lists its product as uncharacterized. Lineage: Eukaryota; Fungi; Ascomycota; Sordariomycetes; Ophiostomatales; Ophiostomataceae. The transcript has a single exon. Bases 1 to 330 code for a protein of 109 amino acids. The record is from RefSeq and is a predicted model, not a curated record.
AUGAUGCGACCAUUGACGCCGCGCCGAUGGGACACCGAGACAAAGGAGCGCUUUGCCGCCCUGCGCACGUUGUUCGCGCUCCACGAGAACUACAAAGAACCCCAGCCGCCGGUGCUCACCCACGGCGACCUCAGAGCCAACAACAUCCUGGCCGACGGCGACACGGUCACAGGCAUCAUCGACUGGGAGACGGCCGCAUGGAUGCCGGCGUAUUGGGAGUACACCAACGCGUGGCACGUCAAUCCCUACAACCCGUACUGGCAGGAGGAGGUGGACCGAUUUCUGGAGCCGAGGCCGCAGGAGCUGGAGAUGGAAAAGCUGCGUCGUUGA